AUGCCUUCGCGUGCAUCGUCAGCCGUGGCGAGCAGUAUCUUCAACUUGACCGGUCUUCUUCAAAGCUUGCCGUCGGCGGUGCGCCGUCAAGGCCUUACAAAAUGCUCGACAUGCCUGUUUUCGACCACGCCUGCCUUGGAAGCUAAGCGGUCCUCCAAAAAGCGCAAAACGCGUAGACAUAUCGACCCAUACCGUCUAGCUCAAGCACGACAGCGUAAAGCUGCAAACCUGGCACGGCAGAACGUGUUGAACGAAGAGCGCAACUUGGCCCUGGGCAACCCCGUCCGGUCACGACCGACACCUUUCAUCGAAUCCUUACACUCGAGCACACCGUUGGAAUCCGUCAAAGAGUCAUACCUGAAUUAUUUGCUGAAACAAGAAGAGCUCAAGAAAUCGUUGGAGCACUCUGGAUGGCUCACCGAACCUCUACCCGAGCCGAAUCAAGUCCCCGGGGCGAACGAUAAUCUUGCCGAAAGAAUCAAAGAGCAUGUUGAAUCCCAUGAAAAUGCGUCGACGGCUCUAUUGGCAAUCGCCUCAUUGGACAGUGGAAGCAGCAAAGACCGCACUCGAGUGAACAUCCAGAGGUGCAUCGAAGAGUUCGGCCGUCACCACACUGACAAAGUUCUUCCACCCAGACUAAAGAGCACGCAAGCUCCGUCGUCAUCUUCCAGUAGCGAAGGGGCUGCAGUCGAAGUUCCGAAACGGGUUGGACAAGAUACGGGAUCCCCAGAAGUCCAGAUUGCCAUCCUGACGGCGAAAAUCAACGUGCUGGCAGACAACCUGCACAGGAAAGACAAGAGCAACAAGCGCCAUCUGAGGCUCAUGGUGCACAGGAGACAAAAGUUAAUGGCGUAUCUGAGACGUCAGGACAGAGGCGGGUCUAGGUGGCAGAAUGUUGUGGAGAAACUUGGGCUCAACGACGCCAUGUGGAAAGGGGAGAUCAGUUUGUAA
Capronia epimyces CBS 606.96 is the source of this 951-nucleotide messenger RNA. RefSeq lists its product as uncharacterized. The record is from RefSeq and is a predicted model, not a curated record. Gene Ontology annotation, cellular component: ribosome. The coding region runs from base 1 to 951 and encodes 316 amino acids. Gene Ontology annotation, biological process: translation. NCBI's taxonomy places the organism in Eukaryota, Fungi, Ascomycota, Eurotiomycetes, Chaetothyriales, Herpotrichiellaceae. Gene Ontology annotation, molecular function: structural constituent of ribosome. The transcript is spliced from 2 exons.